AGUGACGUCAUCAAAAGACGCCUGAUGUCCUCCGUAUGUUGUUCUUUGGAGGACAAAAUUUGACUUGAUUUCUAGUCGAAUAUUUUGACAGCUUUCGGAAUGCCAGGUUAUACCCCCGAUGAGAAAUUGCGACUAGAGCAGCUGGCGAAGCUGAGGAGGCAGUGGUUGAAGGACCAAGAGCUGAGCCCCCGAGAACCCGUUCUACCCCCUAAAAAACUGGGACCUGUGGCCAAGUUCUGGGCAGGUUUUCUGGAGCCCCGGAGUCUUUGGAGAGUUUAUACAUAUAAAACCUGCAAUGCUGGCUGGUUGGCAUUCACAAGGGUUCUGAUUCCUGCUUGGAUUGUCCAUUACUAUGUCAAGUAUCAUGUUGCUGAAAAACCAUAUGGUCAUGUGGAAUUGAAGGCCAGGCUGUUCCCUGGUGACAGAAUUUUGGAAACUGGGGAGAUACUUCCAACUUUACCAGAAGACGGAAGCCAUGAACAUCACUAGUAAUUCACUGUGUACUCAUUUUCUCCGAUGAUUCUUUUAAUUUAUCAUUAAAAAAUUAAAACAGC
Molecule: messenger RNA, 554 nt
Organism: Polypterus senegalus (gray bichir)
Lineage: Eukaryota; Metazoa; Chordata; Cladistia; Polypteriformes; Polypteridae
Gene: ndufb6
Product: NADH:ubiquinone oxidoreductase subunit B
Exons: 4
Coding region: 100-489 (129 amino acids)
Biological process (GO): mitochondrial ATP synthesis coupled electron transport; mitochondrial electron transport, NADH to ubiquinone
Source: RefSeq, a predicted model, not a curated record